Molecule: messenger RNA, 1254 nt
Organism: Closterium sp. NIES-65
Lineage: Eukaryota; Viridiplantae; Streptophyta; Zygnematophyceae; Desmidiales; Closteriaceae
Source: the annotation of a GenBank genome assembly
AUGACACCCGAAUUGAUUUGUCAGAUACACAUCCUCGCGAGGAGCCAAGGCGCGCCGAGUUUCCCGCAAGGCGGAGGCGCGGACGCCCGCUCCGAUCGAUGCGGCGAGCGGGGGAAUGGCGGAAGUGGAGGCAUCGCCGCUGCGGCGACGAGCGGAGCAGUAGCAGCAGCGACAGUGGCGAAUAACCAGCUGUCGAGCGCUUUUGCCUGCCGCGAUGGCUCACUGGGGACCCUCCCCGGCCCCGUCACGGGCGACGGCGCAAGCUCUGGUGGAAGCUCCAGCGGAGACGGCGAUAGCCCCCGGGCGGGGGAAGAACCCGCGGAAGCAGCGGAAACGACGGCGCCCGCGGCGGCAGCGGACGCGACGGCGGCGGCAACGGCGGCGGCGAUGGCGGCGUGGGAGCAGCACCAGUGGUCGCGCGGACUAGCGGAGUUGGUGAGCGCGGACGGGCACCGGUGGCUCAAGUACGGCGCCAAGAAGCUCAGCACCAAGAACGGCGGGCAGCGCAGGGCGUACUACCGUUGCGCGGCCAGCUCCCCCCACCACCGCACAGCAGGGUCCUCCCCAUGCCCCGCGCGCAAGGUGGUAAACUCGCACCCUCUGCGCCCCUUCGACCUGAGCGCUGUGACUGUGGAGUAUGUGUCCGAGCACAACCACCCUGUGGAGAGAGAGCGCUUGGUUCUGCGUGACUAUAAAGGCCGGCGGGUUCCGCGCGCUGGGAACGAUGGGGCUGCUGCUGGUGAAGAUGGGGUGAUUGUGGAGAGUGCUGAUGUCAGCCCGGCCAUUGCUGCUGAUGGCGAAGCCUGGACUGCCGCAGUUGCUGCUGCUGCUGCUGCUGCUGCUGCUGCAGUCGAUGACAGAGGUGUGUCGCAUGAUGAUUUUCCUUUUGAGGAGGACACUCCCCAGCUCAGAGAUUUUAUGGGUGUGGGUGGCAAGGAGUCUAGCCAAGGAAUGUGCGUGAAAGGUGCAGCGGAGCACGAUAUUUCUCGCAGCAACAGUAGUGUUACAGAACAUUGUGUGGAGCCUGUGGAGCAGCCUUUAUUGAGGACUGGUGCAGCAGACAGGGGGAGUGAGGGUGUUGAUGGUCAAGUGGAUGUGGAACUGCAUCUAGCCUGCACGUAUGGCAGUGCAGAGCAACGAAUCAACCUGUUUGCUGGGGAGGGGGUUGAGGGUUGCCAAACAGGUUUCAAAGGAAUGAGGUUCAGUGAGGGUGGCUGCUACACUGGAGUUUUUGGAAUGGGUGCAGUUGCAUGA